Molecule: messenger RNA, 5888 nt
Organism: Heterobilharzia americana
Lineage: Eukaryota; Metazoa; Platyhelminthes; Trematoda; Strigeidida; Schistosomatidae
Source: the annotation of a GenBank genome assembly
CGGCGUUGUAACGGCCUCGUACGUUUGUUAGUUAUCGUUUAUUAUUAGGCGUACGUGCAUCUUGUGUACUUACUGAGUCGACGACCCAUGUUUGUCUCUUCCUCUUUUUCCUUCGAGAUUCUAACCAUUAAACACACAUCUGCACUGCAACAACGUACCACUUACCUACAGGCUAGACGAAACCCUGUCAACAGCUGUUCGUUACAGAGUUUACCCACACUUUAAAUUCUGCAUUUUGCCGUGCAAACCAUAUAGAAAGCUUUUAGCUGAGCUUUCGCUGGUGGUGUUUUGACUGCGGUUCAUGUUUAGUCUCUUUCUUAAAGUCAUCUUUAACGUGUACUGUAUUGGUUUCCAGUACUGUAUCGGAAAAUAGUUUAUCUAUCGACUCUCUCCAAUGCAACGCUGCUCAUAAUGUGAUACUUUUGUCCUCUGGGUGUCUUUUUGAGUGACUGUCCAUGUUUAGCUUGAUAUUUCGUCUAGCUGUAAUCAUGACUGGUCAACCAAGUAUGAAUUCCACUUCUUUCUAAUGGUACAUGUAUGUCAUGUCUGACAAUAUUUGGUGCCGAGGGUGGAGUUUUAUUGUACAUCUGUGAAUGCUUGAAUAUCAAACUGACUCAAGUGGAAGAAAAGGAAAACGGUACAUGGGAAGUUACGUUAUGUGGUGAUCUAAUCGAAGUCGGUAGUGUACUAAAGACCAUGCUGCAUAGGAAACUACAUUGGUGAACGGAGUAAUAUUAGCAGAUGUUUCAUUAAUGUGGGAGUAAAACUUAGGCACUGUGGUCGAUUGUAAUUCCAUUUUAGCCUGUUUAUUAGAAAUAUCACCCAGUGAAACUAUCAUUUACUGGAUUACGUUUCGAAAACAAUUUAUUGUCCAUAUUCAUAUCAGGUAACCAACUCCACAACUUCCAGAGAGAGUUUAUAUAUUCCUAAUUUUCUCUCCCCUGUGAUGACAAGGGUAGUAGAAUUUUCCAUAUAUCUGGGACAGGUUCAAAAUCAUUUUCAUUACUGCAUAUAUUUGGUGUUGAUUCGAUGAACAAAGAUUCGGUUAUUAAUCUCUCCCUCCACCCAACUGAGUUAGGUUUCAACACUGUCACUGUGUCCCACCCUACUGUGUGAUUGUGUGUCAUUGCGUGCAUCGUUAUAGCUGAGCUUUUCUCUAAACUUCCUAUCUUAUUGUGACCUACUAAUCUUGAUUUAGCCAAGUUCUUGUGCUCUGUUAUUUGAAUCGACCCUGGUCGACUGCUUUAAUCUAUGUAUUUGAGCCCGCAAUUAUUGCAAAGGAUUCGAUAAACCAGAUUAUAACGAUGUGGACGGACGUGGACUACAAGCGGGACUGAAUGCACCAGUCAACUGGUCCAAGCAUCGGUGUCUGGAAACUAAUUCUAGCGAAUGUGCGGUUAUGUGUAUUGACCAUAGCAGCUGUAUUUGAUGGAUGGGGCGCGGGUUCCUGAUGUUCAAAAAAUGAAAGACUUAGGGGUUAUAUUCAGCCAUCUGCAUAUUGCACUAAGGCCGCAGCAAAAGGGUUCCGAGUACUAUGGUCUCUUCGUCGGGGUAUUCAGAGGCUCCGAUAAAAACAUGUUACGAAUAUUGUACCUCACUUUUGUGUCACCCCAUCCCCAUUAUUGUAUUCAAGCGGCCAGACCUUACUUCAUGAAGUUAUGCUAAAGCACAGGAACACGUCCAAAGACUUGAUGAUAAGUUAAUGACCAGCCUGUCUAACAUAUCCUAUGAGGACCGUUCAGAGACUAAACCUUUCUGCAAUCUUAUUCCAGGAAGAGAGACAACCUAAUAUUAGUCUUCCGUAUUCGUGACAAUGACCUUGGGGUUGGUGUCUUAUUUCUCUUCUCCAAAGAUAAAUCAUCCUCGAGGCCACCACACGAAAACCCAAAAACUACGGUUGAAUCAGCAUGCAGAGAGAUCACCGACUGGAACUCGUUACUCAAUCAAGUGAUACCAGCUUUUUCGUUGAAAGCAUUGCAGUAGAAAUUAGAUCUUCACAGAGAAACGUACUGCAAGGAUUAACACUGGUAAGUUGGCCUACUAUCCUUAUUACUAAGGCCUGAAUGCUGAUACCCUGUAGACGAGGUGAUGUGUAACAGCGGAGGCUGUUCGUGCUACCGUACACUAGCCUCAUACCAACUGAAUAUAUACAUUUCAACCUAACCUUGGAUGAGUACCCAACUUCAGCCGCAAAACAAUGUCCACCCCAUCUAGGAAGUGGUCGAGUCUGCGGUAACAAGGAAACUCCCACCUAGUAGAGAUGCUUCCAGUGUGAUAGAGGUUAAGUCCAGCGGAAAACUAGAUUUUAAGCAAUAUCAUAAUAAGUUGGUGGAAUCGGAUACUUGUUCGCAAUACACGAAUUUAUAAGAUGAACUCCUAGAUAGUGAUUGGAGUUGCCGAGGUGCAACUAACCUGCCAUAUAAGACCCAGCAUCGAGACUGAUAAUAUCUAUUCGACGAAUGACGUUGCUUUCAUUGUCCUAAAGAAAGCUUCGGGGGAUCUCUCUAAUGCUUUCAGUCCCACUGACAAGGUAACGCAACCACUGUCGAAGGUUUCAAAAGCUGUCAAUACAACCCCGAAGGAUUGUCACCCAACAUCUAGUAUUAUCCUCCAUAAUCUCGAAAAAUCGAUUGGUGUAACCCUCUGUAAAGCUCCAUGUUCAUGAUUCGCAUUUAGUUAAUUGUAUCAUUCAGCAUAUUCUUCUAGAAACCACUUAGAUCUUAAUUGGUGUAACUGGUAUACGUCGCACUGUGUUCACUAAGUUGAUCUGUUGUGAUAUUGACAGACUGCAGUGUCCGCAGCUGUUUUGUUUGUCUGGUAGACCUGGGCUCAUUGUCACAUUAUUUGAUCGCGCCACCUACUUCGUUUUUCUUACCAAAUCAGGCUGUGAGUGCAUCGAUAAGCACAGCUAGUAGCCAAAAAACAAGGAUGCUCUGGACAUAAGCUGGUUUUACUAGCCUCUUAGCAAUGCAGGUCAGCAGGUUGUCAAGCUCUGUUCUUUUCGUUAACCCCCUCCAUUUUUCCACACUGUGAAGGUAACGCUCAUCAUGAGCCCCCCUGUUAACGAAUACCACUCGACGUACACAACUCACCUGACAAAUCACUUUAGUCGCUAACACCGAAAGUCGUGUUCGAGUACAGAGCCUUUAACAAAAGAGUGUCCCUGUCUGGAACCUCUUUCGAUGAGAGACACUGCCAUAAGACCUUGGUUGAUAGAGUCGAGUGCCACUUCGUUCAGAAAUACAGCUAGUAUCGGCCAUCAAUAAGUGUGUUUGCAUUCCACAACCUAGCGGCAAAUAGAUAUCUGAUAGAUACAUCCACGUGCAGUUCUGAAACCUGCCUGGUUUUCUUGGGUUUUCUGUUCCCGGAGCUCCACUUAAAUAUCUAAUGAUUUUAGAACCUAAACUCUUAAACACUGCGUUUGUCAAGUUAAUUCCUCUGUAGUUAUCACAAGAAGAUUUCUGACCUUUCUUGAAGACUGGAACAUUCACUGAUUGAGACCAGUCAGGAUGGAUCAUAUAUGUCUUUUAUUUAGUGUUAAUUUGACCAAUAAUUUGCGACCAUCGUAUUUAAAUACCUCUGGUACUAGUCUGUCAGGUCCUGUAACCCUUCCACGUUUCAGAUUACUUACAGCUUUCCCGACUUUUGUAAGUGUCCCAUAACAAUGUUCUAAUCAAGAUCCGAUUAGAUAGUGGGCAACGAGAUAGUAGCUGGACGUCAGUUAACCUACUUUUCGAAGUGUUUCGCCCAUCUCCCCUGCUAGUAAACCACAUACUCUUUAGGCAGCACUUCCUUGAGGUUGCCAUUUAACUAGGCAGGAUAGUUCUUGAAAGUUAGAGGGAUAUACGACAGCCGCUUACAUAGUGGCUUCUUCGUAGGUUUGUAGGAUUGGGGAAUAAGGGGCUACUUACUGUAAUAUUGUACUUAUAGAAUACCUUAGGAGUUUUGUGUGACGCAUUUCUCGUAUCCAGGCCUAACCCGUAUUACAAAUAUCCAAAAGUGGUGACUUUGUCUUGCAUUUGAGAAUGAGUAGAAGCUUUGGUAUGUACAUGUAAGGCUGGGGUAGGAUAAUUAAUGUGAUCUCAAGGGGAGGAAAGAUGUAGUCCGUUGAGUUGGAGUUUAAAGUGCUUAUUUUGUGAUAAACAGUUUGUUAUUGUCAUUAUUUUUGCAUUUUCUUUAUUUCAGCAUCAAGAUUUCGUUGAAACCAUAGGCAAUCUUUUGGUGGUUUCCGUUGUGAAGUCAUGAUACGCUUGCGAAGUGCAACCAAAUUCAUCUCAGUCACAGGAUUCACCAGACAUACGAUUUCUUUCUCUCCAACUUUGAAAACGUUUUCUACCAGUGUUGUAUUAUGUGCACCUACUUCUUCUUUUCUCCCUGAACCUCCAUCACCACCUACUAACGAGCCUGUUUUAAAUAUUUUGGGUGAACCAACUUUCUCAUCUCUUGGUUUGAAUAGUUAUUGGCCUUCAGGUUGGUAUCAGAGUUUACUGGAAGUGUUGCAUGUACAGCUGAAUUUGCCAUGGUGGGGUGCGAUUGCUAUCACAACUGUUAUUAUACGUUUGUGUUUAUUUCCAAUCAUCAUUCAACAGCGACGUCACUUGGCUAAGUUCACUGAAUCUAUGCCUAAAUACAAUAUUUUACAAGAACGUUUAACACAAGCAAGAUUUUCAGGGAAUUAUGUUGAAGCCAUGCGUACUUCUCAGGAGAUGCAAACAUUUAUGCGGACUAAUAACUUAAACCCAUUGAAGACUUUCAAAUACAUGAUUUUCCAGAUUCCAGUUUUCCUCUCCGUCUUCACUGGGAUUCGAGGUUUAGUCAAUUUACCUGUUGUAAGCAUGCAAACCGGUGGAAUUGGUUGGUUUACUGAUUUAACACUAGCUGAUCCAUAUUACAUCUUACCAUUUCUUUCUAUGGCUAGUCUUAUAUUGACGUUUGAGUAUAGUGGUUCUGAAUCCCCUUCAUCUAAAUCUAAUGUUAUUAUACGAAAUACGAUGAGAACACUCCCUUUUAUUGGUUUCUUUUUCGUAAUGAACAUGCCAUCGGCCUUAGUUUGGUACUGGACAAUAAGCAACGCACUUUCCCUCAUUCAGUCGUUAAUCCUACGUCAAAGCAUUGUCAAAUCCUAUUUCAAUAUACCUAUUCAAGCACCUAUUCCUGUACUAAAAAAAAAACGUGACUUUAUUAGUGGUUUCAAAGAAAGCCUGAAUAAUUCUCGUCUUCUUGCUGAAUUGGAAGCAAGAGAACGAUUAGAUGCAAAGAAUUGGCAAGAUGCUGGUCGCAAAAGUGCUCCUGUUACAUUUAUUUCUAAUCCAACGGAACUAAAGAUAACUGGGAAAAAUGGUUAGUGCACGUACGAUAAGGAGGCAGUAAAUUAAGUGUAGUUGGAUGUCGAUACUCGUGAAUUUCCAAUAAUAAACUAACCUUCCUGAUGACUGUUGUUUCUUAUAGAUUUUUGUAUACGCAUUUCAAAUGUACACUUCACAUAUUUUCAGUAGGUUUUUCUAGCUUAUUGUCUAUUCAGGGAUAUAGAAAGAUUGUAAAGAGACAUUGAUGUUAUUGACCAAAUCUAAUGACAAUCAUAUGUAUCAAGUUAAGUUAAUCACUGACUUGCUAAAAUGAUUUUGUUAGUUAAUUACAUUCUGGGAAAGACUAGAAGAUGUUAUAAAACGUUCAAGAUGCGAGAAUUACUUGAGCUCAAGGGGAUUACAACAUUCAACUAAAAGUGACCGAACCAUAGCGCCUAUACUACACGUCCAAUGUUACUGUGAGGCAUGAGGAUGGGGAGGUGGAGUAUACAGUGACCAAAGAAUAUUGGGAUAGAAUGUCCAUCACGAAUCAUUCAUAAACUUGGAUUUUAUUCCAUGUGUGAACAUUUAUGUAAUAUCCAG